Molecule: messenger RNA, 939 nt
Organism: Closterium sp. Yama58-4
Lineage: Eukaryota; Viridiplantae; Streptophyta; Zygnematophyceae; Desmidiales; Closteriaceae
Source: the annotation of a GenBank genome assembly
AUGGGUUGUGUUGCGCCCCCCCUGCCAGCAGUGCUGCUUACCACGAGCAGAUUGCACGCACGUGUGGCGAGGUGUCACCCAAUCCAACCUCUCCCCCAGCUACCAAACCAGACUCUCACCCCCUCCCUUGAACCUCUCCCCCUUCCCCCCGGAUUCCUCUCCCCUGCUGACAGUGCUGGUUAUCACAAGCAGACUGCACGUUGCUGGUUACCACGAGGAGAUUGCACGUGCGAUGAGGUCUCGCCCAACCCAUCCCUACUAAGCAACAUAGUCAUCUGGCUGUACAUGCACCCCAAGGAUUUUUUCCGGCGCAACAACACGCGCAAGCUGCCGUGGCAGGUGGCGGGGGGUGAGCACAACACUGUUUCCUCUGAGUUCUCUGCCUUCGUCAACCACUCCUCCAUGGUGUCUCCAUUCGCUUUGCUUGCUGCCCCCACCCUCAUGCCUGCAGGACUUUCUGCGGCGCAACAACACGGGCAAGCUGCUGUGGCGGGACUUUCUGCGGUGCAACAACACGGGCAAGCUGCUGUGGCAGGUGCUGGGUGCGCCACACCCCUCUGUAUCCCAUACCACCGCACUACGUCUUCCUUUCUCCUCACCCACCCCACCCCUCCUCCUAUGCUCCCAGAAAUUUUUGCGGCGCAACAACACGGGCACUUGCUGUGGUUUGAGACGUCUCAGAACACUUGCUGUAGCAGGUGCAAGGGGUCAGCACUCCCUACCUUUUCCCUGUCCGUGUCUCCCAUUCUUCCCUGUGCGCCCCCAUCCUCGUUCCUGCAGGACUUUCUGCGGCGCAACAACACGGGAAAGCUGCUGUGGCAGGUGCUGGGGGGAGAGAGUGCGCGGCUGUGUGUGUUUGGCAUCAAUGCCCACGAGGAGAGAAUGUGGGAUGAGCUGAAGCGAGCAGGUGAGUGUGACGGGUGCUCUGUGUGUGUGUGA